Polychytrium aggregatum is the source of this 774-nucleotide messenger RNA. RefSeq names its product putative 40S ribosomal protein S3. Gene Ontology annotation, biological process: translation. The transcript is spliced from 2 exons. Gene Ontology annotation, cellular component: cytosolic small ribosomal subunit; nucleus. Bases 31 to 726 code for a protein of 231 amino acids. Gene Ontology annotation, molecular function: structural constituent of ribosome; RNA binding. The record is from RefSeq and is a predicted model, not a curated record. Lineage: Eukaryota; Fungi; Chytridiomycota; Chytridiomycetes; Polychytriales.
GUAGACCCAUAUCGGAGUACCGCUGCAAAAAUGGCUGCCGUCCAGAUUUCCAAGAAGAGAAAGUUCGUCGCCGACGGUGUGUUCUUUGCCGAGCUCAACGAUUUCCUCACCCGCGAGCUUGCCGAGGAUGGUUACUCCGGUGUCGAAGUCCGCGUCACCCCCGCCCGCACUGAAAUCAUCAUCAGCGCUACCCGCACCCAGAGCGUUCUCGGUGAGAAGGGCCGCCGCAUCCGCGAGCUGACCUCCGUCGUCCAGAAGCGCUUCAACUUCCCCGAGAACACCGUCGAGCUCUACGCCGAGAAGGUCGCCAACCGUGGUCUCUGCGCCAUUGCCCAGGCCGAGUCCAUGAAGUUCAAGCUUCUGCAGGGUCUUGCCGUCCGCCGCGCCUGCUACGGUGUCCUCCGCUUCAUCAUGGAGUCUGGCGCCAAGGGUUGCGAGGUUGUCGUCUCUGGCAAGCUCCGUGCUGCCCGUGCCAAGUCCAUGAAGUUCGUCGAUGGCUUCAUGAUCCACUCUGGCCAGCCCACCCGCGACUUUAUCGACUACGCUACCCGCCACGUCCUCCUCCGCCAGGGUGUUCUGGGUAUCAAGGUCAAGAUCAUGCGCGACUGGGAUCCCAGCGGCCGCACCGGCCCCAAGACCCCUCUCCCCGACACUGUCACCAUCCUUGAGCCCAAGGAGGAUGCCCCUGUCCCCGUUCCCGUUGCCGUCGCCAACGAGACUGCUUAAAGCCAUAAUACAUUUCUCACUCCUUUGAUAAGGAAGAGACGGACGAAA